UUAAGGCCGGGCCGCGCGCCUCCCCUCGGGCGCUGCCUGCGCGGUCACCGCCACCGCCACCUCCUGAGCGCCGGACCAGGUGUCCGGGUAAAUGGAGAAAGAACACUGAGGGGUAUGUGUUUGGAACAGUUAGAAUGUUCGGAAGAACCAACUGGAAAAAAAAGAAAAAAAAAAAUGAAGUUCCUUUUCUUCACAUUUGUUGUCGUCGUUCACCUUUUUUGCCUGAGCUCUGGGAAAGCUAUAUACAGAAAUGAUGUCUCUCAGAGCGCUUUUCAAGAAAUAAAAGAAGAAAUAGCCAGCUAUGGAGAUGUUGCUAAAGCCAUCAUCAACCAUGCUGUUUAUGGUAAGGCCCAGAACAGAUCCUAUGAGCGAUUGGCACUUCUGGUUUAUGCUGUUGGACCCAGACUAAGCGGCUCCAAGAACCUAGAAAAAGCCAUCCAAAUCAUGUACCAAAACUUACGGGAAGAUGGGCUGGAGAAUGUCCACCUGGAGCCAGUCAAAAUACCCCACUGGGAAAGGGGAGAAGAGUCUGCUGUGAUGUUGGAACCGAGAAUUCAAAAGAUGGCUAUUUUGGGCCUUGGCAGUAGCAUUGGGACCCCCCCAGAAGGCAUUACAGCAGAAGUUCUGGUGGUGACCUCUUUCGAUGAACUGCAGAGAAGGGCCCCAGAAGCCAGAGGGAAGAUUGUUGUUUAUAACCAACCUUACGUCAACUACUCGAGCACGGUGCUGUACCGAGUUCGAGGAGCAGUGGAAGCUGCCAGACUGGGGGCUGUGGCAUCCCUCAUCCGAUCAGUGACUCCCUUCUCCAUCUACAGUCCUCACACAGGCAUUCAGGAAUACCAGGAUGGUGUGCCCAAGAUCCCAACGGCCUGCAUUACAGUGGAAGAUGCAGAAAUGAUGUCAGGAAUGGCGUCUUAUGGAGCCAGAAUCAUCAUUCAGCUGAAGAUGGGGGCAAAGAGCUACCCAGAUGCUGAUUCCUUCAACACUGUAGCAGAGAUCAUUGGGAGCAAGUACCCGGAGCAGGUUGUACUUGUCAGUGGACAUCUGGACAGCUGGGAUGUUGGGCAGGGUGCCAUGGAUGAUGGCGGUGGAGCCUUUAUAUCCUGGGAAGCACUCUCACUUAUUAAAGAUCUUGGACUGCGCCCAAAGAGGACUCUGCGCUUGGUGCUCUGGACUGGGGAGGAACAAGGUGGAGUCGGUGCCUUCCAGUAUUACCAGUUACACAAAGCAAAUAUUUCUAACUACAGCCUGGUGAUGGAGUCAGACUCGGGAACCUUCUUACCUUCUGGACUGCAAUUCACUGGCAGUGACAAGGCCAGGGCCAUCAUGGAGGAGGUCAUGCGUCUGCUGCAGCCCAUCAAUAUCACACAGGUCUUUAGGAAUGGAGAAGGCACAGACAUUAACUACUGGAUCCAAGAUGGAGUGCCAGACCCAGUAGAAAGAAUUAUUGGGAGGAUACUUGAAUAUCUCAAGAAACGUUGGCGAAGAUUCACAGGUGCCAGUCUUCUUGAUGACCUAUAUAAAUAUUUCUCCUUCCAUCACUCCCAUGGAGACACCAUGACUGUCAUGGAUCCAAAGGAGAUGAAUGUUGCCGCUGCUCUUUGGGCUGUUGUCUCUUACGUCGUUGCAGACAUGGAAGAAAUGCUGCCCAGAUCCUAGCAAGAGCAAGAAAGAAGGCAUGUUGUUUCUUUCCAGCUAGGAGUCUUCAGCCUGCAGAUUCAGGAAGCCCAUCCUCACCUAACAAUCUAAUCUCAUUUGUCUUCAAAGCAUGACUAUUUUUCAGAUUUCUGUUACUAUCUUUCUUAAUAUUUUCUGAAUUGUCUAGAAUAAGAAAUGAUUCCUGCCUCCGCUUAUAAUCAGCAAAUGAUAGGGAUCACAGUGGGGGCAUUUCUUUAUACCACCUGUGAAAAAUAAUCUUCCUAUUUUGCAAGUAAGCACUGAAUAAAUUUUUGGAAGACCUUUAAUUUUUAUGUUUAUUUAUUAAAUCAAAUACAGUGACAUCAAUGUUUGUGUUUAAUGUCAUAUAUUGAAGUUGUAAAGGAGCUGCACAAUUGUAGUAUGAUUUUAAUUGAAUGUAUGUAGGAAUUUAGUACAUGUUUAUAUUGCUUCCAUUCUUUAAGAUAUGGAUUUUUUUUUUUUUUUUAAUUAACAGAAAAGUUUUUCACCAAUUGGGGAAAAAUCUAGUAUGUAUAAUCCAAUUGCCUUGUUAAAGAUGAAUACUAGGGUCUGCAAUUAGAUAAAUGAUAAUGCCAUUUUACAUUUCUGUUUUAGAUACUUCACACAACAUCUCUGUGGGUUUGGGGCUUGUUCACAUUUUGCCGAUAAUAAGGUUGAGGCUCAGAUAGACUGAAUAACUCUUCACGGGAUUACAGAGCAAAAACAGUGAUCACCAUCCAAGGCCCUGAAGCAGAGUAUAUCAAGGACAGAUAAGCUAAGAAGGGGUAUUUGCCUAGAGCAGCCUGAGAUAAUGUGGAUUCAUUAUGAUUCAGGAGGGACUGGAUUCAUAAUGAAAAAGCCAAGGUCAUAACUAGGAUGACAAAGACAAGUGUUGAGGCGAGGUGAGGCUGGAAGAAUCAAAGAAGUGUCAGCAGUCAAAAGGGUCUGAGAAAAGAACAGAGAGGGGUGUACCCCUCAGCUCAUGGCAAGCAAUUCAGCACCAAGACUGAACUGCAGAGCAAUGCCUUUGAUGUGGAGCCUACUGUUCUAUAUAGGGGAGAGCUGAUCAUGCAGAGUAGCUAGAGAAAAGGCUUCAUGAUGGGGACAUGGAAGAGUGAGACAAACUAUAAAACAGAAUCAGAUGCAAAUGCUAAAAAAAGUAAAACUACAGUGUCAGUGAUGAUUAAUUUCUUGGCUGGACUUAGCAGACUGGACAAGGCUGAAGAAGGAAUCAGUGAACUUGAAGAUAAAUAAAUAAAAUAUUUUCAGACUGAAAUACUAAAAUAAGAGUUAAAACAAACAACAAAAAAACCCAGAAUGGAAUAUCAAAGAGUUGUGAGACAAUGUCAAAUGGCCUAAUAUACAUGUAAUUGGGUUCCCAGAAGAAAAGUAUCAAUUUUAUUAAUGGUAAUAAUUAAAAUGAUUGAAGGAUACAGUAGGGACUUUUAUUUCUGGCAAGAGAGCUAAUACUCUGACUGACCCUCCCAGUGAAAACAUUUCAGAAACUGAAAACCCUGCCUGAAUGACAUUUUAGAAACACUUUUCUAAAUAUAUUAACGAAUUGGUUAAAAGGUGAAGAGUAAUUAGACAAAAACACUAAGCAAAGGCAUGAAUCGAGAGAUAUGCAGAACAUUAAGUCAGCAUUCUCUUUGAGGAAAGCUGCAGAAUUUGGUGAACUUAAAUUCCAUUUACUGUAUUUUUAGCAAAUAAUGCAUGCGUUCUAAGUUUGUGAACUGCGCUCUCCCCCCACACUUUAAAACCCAAACCAAACCCGUUGCCAUGGAGCCGAUUGAGACGCAUAGUGACCCUAUAGGAGGACAGAGUAGAACUGCCCCAUAGGGUUUCCAAGGAGCUCCAGGUGGAUUCGAAUUGCCGACGUUUUUGUUAGCAGCUUAGCUCUUAAAUCACCAUGCCCACAAGGGCUUCCAAGCACGCUGUAGUAUGCCAAUUUUUUUUUUUUUUUUUACAACAUGUAAAACAAACGUAGAACCGCUUGCGUAAUUUUUGCAAAAAUAGGGUAUACAGCAUUGCAGGGCUUAAGGGACUAAACAAGGUCAAGGGCCUUCCAAAGUUAGGGAUACUACAGAAUCGCAGUAAAAUUGGGACCCUUCAGGGCUAUACCUCCGUACAAUCGUGAACUGGAAAUAACUCCGAGGAAUGCAAGGAAAAUUACCUUUAUUGAGUAAAUGCAGAGUGGAGGUGAAAGACUCACCUGAGAAUUCAUAACCACCAGCCAGACCUCAUGGAAGACUUCUGCUCAAAUUUACUUUACUUUGAUGCCUUAAAAAACCUUCAAUAUGAGGAUUUAGUUUAAUUUGGUCCCAAAUGUACAGUGCUUCCAGGCAGCUGGCAGAAGCAAAAGUAAAUAUUCUCUGGAGAAGCUUUCCUCCCAUCACAGGCUCCAAAGAAGUUCCCACAGAUAAAGUUACAAAAAAUAUGAAUUCUUAGUCGAAAGUAAAACAAAGCAAAACAAUCAUCACCAAACCAACCAAGCAGCAAACAGGAAAACAGGGGACAUAAAUAGCAUUUUGAACAGGAGCAAACCAAAAAAGUGAACAGCAGCAUUAAACCCACAAUGUCCUCUAAUACAGGAAUUUUCAGAUUGAAAAUUUUUUAGAACUCCAGAAAAGAGAAAAUGGGAACAAAUAAAUAUCUGAAGAAAAAAAAAUAAAAAUUUUCCAGAAAUAAUGAAUAUGCUAACCCACAGAAUCAAGACACCCAGUGAAUUCCAAACAAUGAAUGAAAAUAAAUCCUCCCUAAAACAUAGAGGAACUAUAGACCACAAAAGACAAAGAAGAGAUCUUCAAAGCGAGAGAUAAGAGGUGGGUUAACUAAAAAGGAAUAAUAAUUGGACUUCUAAAUAAUAGCAAUUAUGCAAGCCAGAAGACAGUGGAAUGAUAUCUUCAGCAUGCCAACACUUACCAACCUAAAAACUCUUUGCUGAGCAAAAAUAUCUUUCAAGAACAAGGAAAAACUAAGGAUAUUUUCAGAAAAAUGAAAGCUGAGAGAGUUUACCACCAGCAGAUCUUCACUACAGGAAAUUUGAAAAGGUGUACUCCAAGCAGAAUUAAAGGACCCCAGAAUGAAGACUAAUGUACAAGUGAGAAGUUUAGCUCCAGGCCAGAACUCUAUGUCUGAUCUUUCAGGCCCAACUGUAGGUAGUACAAAGGCUUCUCCUGCAAGGCUUCCUGGAGGAAAGCUUCCCUCUUCACACCAGAUUUGGAGGACGUUACAGUCAAGGAGUCAGAUCCCAUCCCAUCCUCCACCCCUUAACAGCCACGCAUAUAUGCACAGCUGCAUUCCUAGACCAGAGCCCUGGUGAUGUAGUGGUUAAGAGCUCAGUUGGCUAACCAGAAGGUCAGUAAUUGGAAUCCACCAGUGGCUUCUUGGAAACCCUAUGGGGCAGUUCUACUUUGUCCUGUAGGGUUGCUCUGAGUUGGAAUUGACUGUACCGCAAAGGGUUUGGCUUUUGGUUUUCAGUAUUCCUAGCCCAGGUUCUUCCAUUCAGAAGCCUCCUUAUUACUUUUUUCCACUCUGGCUCAGCACUUUCCACUCCUAACCUUUCCCUUUCUCCCUUCCCCAAGCCUCUCCGGAUCCAUAAAAUGGCAAGAGACUUUUGUCCAGGGUUCCUCAGCAAUGGGAGGGUUACUGCCAUCAGUGCUGAUCCACCUGGCCCAUCCCAGUGCUGUUCGGUGGGGAAAAGUGGAACACCAGAGAGCUGGUGCCUAUUUUUGCCUCUUGCUUACACUAUAGAACUAAGUGAAUGGAGGAUUGUUACUGUCAGUUUGGCUCAUUGUCCUAAUUGGCCACUUGUGAUAUCAGGAUUGAAUUGUGUCCCCCCAAAAUAUCUGUCAACUUGGCUAGGUCAUGAUUCCCUUGUACAAUUGUAUGAUUGUCUACCAUUUUAUCUUCUGAUGUGAUUUCCCUAUGUGUUGUAAAUCCUUGUGGUGUAAUAAGAUGGAUUAGUGGCAGUUAUACUGAUGAGGUCUGCAAGACCAAAUAGUGUCUUAAGUCAAUCUCUUUUGAGAUAUAAAAGAGAGAAGUGAGCAGAGAGACAUGGGGACCUCAUACCACCAAGAAAGCAGCGACAGGAGCAGAGCACAUCCUUUGGACCUGAGGUUCCUGCACUGAGAUGCUCCCAGACUAAGGGAAGACUAAUGACAGGAACCUUCCUCCAGGGCCGACAGAGAGAGAGGGCUUUCCCUUGGAGCCAGUGUCCUGAAUUCGGAACUCUAGCCUACUGGAGUGUGUGAGAAUAAACUUGUCUUUGUUAAAGCCA
Loxodonta africana (African savanna elephant) is the source of this 5935-nucleotide messenger RNA. RefSeq names its product carboxypeptidase Q (gene CPQ). Lineage: Eukaryota; Metazoa; Chordata; Mammalia; Proboscidea; Elephantidae. Bases 115 to 1659 code for a protein of 514 amino acids. The transcript has 10 exons. Gene Ontology annotation, molecular function: metallodipeptidase activity. The record is from RefSeq and is a predicted model, not a curated record. Gene Ontology annotation, biological process: peptide catabolic process; thyroid hormone generation; proteolysis.